AGUUGGGAAUGGUAUAACUUUGCCUUGCUGUAAGCACAAUUUGAGAUGUUGUCUGAUUUGUGAAUUGUCAAAUCUUUGAGUUUGUGGUGGCACAUUGAACAGACAGCUAAAUGCAGCAGCUAUUGCAAAAGCUCCACAAGCUGGUUCAGUUUGUUGGGUUAUUGGAAUGUACUCUAUAUGCACAGCUGUUCCAUACAAUAGAUUGAUUUGAGGCAUUAAAUGCUUAAUUCUGUCCUGUGAAGACAAUGAAUCAUACACAGAUACUCGAUUGGUGGAAGGGUCAUAUGAGGAUGUGACCCAAUGGUUAUCAACAUGAUGGAAGUUGAUACAAUGUUUAUCUCUAGGAAUAUCAAUAGAAACUCCUUUAGAAAGAAGAACUUUCAUGGCUGCAGGUGUCACUUGUCCAAUGUAUUGAUCUAGUUGUGGACUAUGAUUUUUCAUAAUUGAUACAGCUUGUUGUAUGACAUCAUCAGGGAUGUAUGCUGCGUAUUCAUCCACUGAACUCAUAGAUUCUUUAUUUAGAUUCGACAAGGAUAAGUGUUUUUUAUGCCUUUCAGUAGUAUCCAUAUACCGCAAGCAAAGUACUGUCGAGUGUAAGAUUCUUUCUGUUUCAGUCAGUGCAUUGAAGUGUUGCCCACGCAAAAAAAACUUGGAAUACUUUGUAUCCUGCAGUCUGAGAGAGGUCCAGCAGUAUCGACCUGAAGUAAGAAACUCUGAGGCUGUGGUUUUUGCUAUCAAGGUCUCUGCAGCUUUCAGUAGUAAUAACUAUUGCAGAUUCUUCAAACUUAUCAGGGUGGCUUCAUUCUUAAAUGCAUGCAUCCUUCAUCGCUACUUUGUCCAGCUUCGAUGUCUGGCAUUAGAGACAAUGAACAAAGCCUUCACCACACCCAAGGGUACCUCAAUGUUUCCUACCGCUGAACUCGUCCAUCUUCUGGCCUUUGAAGAUGAUGAACAGGCUUCAAAUUUCUGUGAGUGUCAUGGUUUGGGUAAUGCAGAUGGUUGCAUCCAACUUAGCAGAGGUGGGUUCAUCUACCCGGAGGAGGCCAUCACAUCACAAAGAGCGCCCUCUGUAAUUGAAGCUAAGAAUGAUCAAUCAGUUGGAGAGGUAGUAAACAAUGGCCCUCUUCCUUUAGCUCCACCACAUACUCCUAUAUCAAGCUUUGAUGUGAAUGGAAGACUUCUAGACAGAGGUGUGGAAGAUAAAACCGGUCAAGAAAUGGCACAACCAGAAAGGAAGAUUGAGAAAGCAACCCUACAGGAACACCUGCCAAUCCAACAAGUGAUCCAGUUCCAGGAACCACAAACACGGGAGGUUAUUCCAGAAGUUACUCAAUAUCCACAACAGGCUGUUUUACAAGCUAGGGUGGAGGAAACUAAACCCAUUAUAAACCAAGAGGUUGUUAAAGACAUCACCAAAGAGCUCUUUUUAGAUGUCAUUGAUGAGAUGAUAAGAGACCUAUCUAUAAAGUUUAUGGAUACCCUAGCUCUCAUCCAAGCAACACCUGGUGUUCUUACUGACCUCAUAGAUGCUGAACUACGUGCAUUGAGCCAUUGUGUUGCUAUGGAGACUCUAGAAGAGGAACGCUAUGCUGAGGCCGUGAGAAUAGAGCAAAAGAGGGCAGCGGAAGAAGCAUCAAGAAAAGAGAAAGAAUUGAAUGCUUUGAAAGAAGAGGCCUGUAGACAGAUCACAGAGGAGAUCUUGGAUGAGAUCAUGGAGAGAACUCUUGAAGGGAUUAUUGAGAAGGAAAUUAGUGAGUAUGAAGCUGAGCUUAGGAGACAAGCCAUUGAGCGCUGCAGCUUCAUCACGUCAGAAGAGAUAUUACUUGACCUUGUCAUGUCUGAGGUCAAUGCCAUAUCAAAUGAGGUCAUUACUAUAGCAACAGCUGAGAGAGACAAGAGACUUGCAGAAAUUGAGGAGGCUUAUCGACUUAGGCAACUCAAUUUCCUUUACCAAAAAUGGUGUCGUGCUCAUGCAAAGAGGGUAAAGAUACGUCGAGCUCUGGAGACCUUUCCUGCUGGACCACCCAGUCAGAACACAGCGGAGCAGCUUGAGGUCCUCUGGCCAAAGCGAAGGGAACACUUUGGUGAAGCGCCCUCUCCUGUUGACCAAGACACAAUGUUGAGGUCGAGAGAACCUUUACCCAUGUCUCUCAGCACUCCUUAUGGUGUGGUUAGUGAGCGGGAAUCCUUAGCUAAACACAUCAUGCAGCAUCACUACCUUACCUACAUCAGACAACAGAGGGCGUGGCAACCUUUAGACCUUCCUGUCAUUUAUAAGGAGAACACCUGUCCUUCCCAGCAUGCAUCAAACCUAACACGGCAGGAUGGGGCAGCAUGCAGAUACUGGAAAGUGGUUUCCUCUCUGCCACAAGGGUCAUGUGUCAACAGGAGCCCAUGUAGUUGGCUGAAGGCUAAAUUGAGGCGUGGCCAGAUUUCAAAGGAGCUUAGGAGAAGUAGACUCAGAGAUAAUGAGAAUGUGGAGACUUUGAGUCUGUUCACACAGAGAUGUGGUUCCAAUCCAUUGGGUAUCUGUACUAGAGCACUCAUGGGACUUCCUGAAGGCAAGGAUACCAGAUACCAACUGAUGGGAUCCUCAGGGAUCAUCCUCGUUGUAGAGGGUGAAUCACAGGCUUGUCUCAGAGAUGCCCAACAGAGACUGAAUGCUAUCCUAUCUCACAUACCUAAGAGCCCAUCUCUCCCUGUGCUUGUGUGUGUAAUAAGUGAUGAAGAUGUGACAUCAUUCCAAAGCAGUGUGUCAGAAAGUCUCAAGUUACCUCAGCUGACACAUGAAGGAGUGCUUUCAUCUUGGAGAAUGAUUAGUAUACCAUGGGAUAUUGUCAAACUAGAAGCUUCUCAGCAGCUGGAGGAAGGUAUAGGAUGGCUUGUCUCUCAUCAUCCUAAACCACCAGCUGUGGUGUGUGAGACGGUUAAGGAGUAUCUAGAUAAUGGUCUAUCACAGUUCUUUAGCAUCAAUGUCAAUCAGCUCUCUAAGCAGAGGAAAGAAAGCGGACUGUUUCCAUUGUCACCUCAGUCGAUAGUAAGUCUGUAUAACUGUGUUAUCAGUCAUCUAUCGUCUGUAGCUGGGUCGUCAUCUCUCUCUGAUAUCUCAUGGCCUCCAACAGAGUUUACAGGUCCUCAACAUCCAGAUCUUCCUUCCUCAGACUGGAAUAGUCCUAGCACUCUUAGUCAUCUUCAUACAAUCAUUAACAACCUCAAGCUACCUGAUGUGCCUUCUCUAGAAAACAGUGAUUGGUUAUCAGUUUCUGAAGCAUGUAUCAAAUAUGUGAAUGACCUUCCAGGCAGAAACAGUGAUAAGGCACCACUCUUAUCCAGGGUGAGAUGGUUGUUGGACAAGAGUAGACGAACCUUUGAAGAUACAUGCUUUAUGACCUUUGACACGGAAGGAUGUGAACCGUCUUCCCAGCAUGCACCAUGGGUAGACAUCUUAGAGGAAUGUGUUACAUACAUGAUGACAACCCUGUCCAGUGGAAUGGAAGAGAACCAAUCUUCAGGCAAUCAACUAGUGUAUUUCCACCAGUCUGAACUGGGUCAGUUUGAAUUUCCAAUCAAGUGGAAACAAGAAAUGAAUGAGACGUUAGAAGAAUCAGUGGUGCAACAUGAAAGCAUGUUUGAGUCCAUCGUUGAGGCAGUAUCAACACGUCGAUCAAGCUUGGCAGAGGAGGAGUUGAAUAAGAAAGAAGAGAGAAGAAAGAGAAGAGAGGAAAAAGAAAGUCAUAAGGAUCCUAGCUUCCUUCUUCCAGAAGAUGUUACUAUGACGAUAAGUCGUACCUCAAGGGGACUCCUAAGGAGGAUGCUGGAUAAGGAACGAGAAGAGAGCAACAGGUUUGAAGCCAUGCUGACAAGCUUUCUAGAAGAGCCUGAUGAAGGCCUCCAGCAGAGGUUACAUGUACAGAUUAACAAAGAAGAGCCAGAAUUUAGACUUCAGCUUCCUCCCUUUCCAAAGGCAUCUCUCUCAAAGUCUGUAGAGGAUCACCAUCCCAUGAACGAUACACCUAUUAUCACCUUGGAAGAAUCAGACGACUCCCUCUCUGAUCAAAUCAACAGCCUGAAAGAGAGACUAGCAUCUGAGAAACAAGAAGCCUUGAUGGCUGAAAUGAGACUAAAUGCUCUACUUGGACUAUAGUAGCUAGCAUGCUUCCUUAGUAGUAGUGACUGAAUGACCUAGCCUUACGAGAGCUCUAGCAGUUGUUCCAAACCUCCUGUGGUUCAUGAUACAGCAUUUUGGAGCAUUUUUAGACAAAUUUGAAAGAAUAUAUUAGAUUGAAAGUGCUUUAAGUGCAUAGGUAAUGGCUGAUCUUGAGUUAAACCCAAACGAAAUGCCCUUCUUGAUAUUUUCAACAAGCACAGAAAGAAAUCUCUCCAUGCAAGACUGCUAAGACUAUAGCAUGAUGUAUUCAGAUAAAUUCAUAGACUGUUUUGAAGAGUUGUAGUCUGGAUAUAUACAACUCUGCCCUUUGUGUGGAGUAUUUUAUCACUGAUCUUCACUUUCAGCCCUAACAUUCUACUGAAAUACUGGGAGAGUUAAUAUUUCAAAUCUCUUCAUAUCAAAUGAUAUGAUAUCAGGAUAUGAAGGAAAGACUGAUCCCCAGGAAAAUUGAAGGACUCCUCUUAAAUGAAGCAGUUAUACAAUAAUUAGUCUUGAUGGGAAUGUAUAAGGCUACAUACAAUUGAAACAUUGUUUUCAAAGAUUUAAAAAAUCAAGGUUGUAUUGAAUUCAUUAAACUUGUUGAAAUAUACAUACUAUAUUUGGAAAUGCUAACAUAAACAUACAAGUAAGGUGAGUUUAUUGACAAGGCGACAGAUAUUGCUGAAAUAAAAUGGAGAUAUUAAUCAUUAUUCUAUGUGAUGUCAAUGCAAUGGCCUGUAUGAUAGGGAUUUCAUAUAUUGUGGGUGGGCUUGAAAUGAGAGUAAAUCACUUAAAUGCUAUUUGAUUGAUGAAUCAUGUUCAUGAUUCUAUCUACAGAAAGUAAUUUUAACACAGCCCUUGAAGCAAGGUUUACAAUGAAUAAUUAACUGUCAAGAGGCCGUACAUACCAAGAAUUCCCUAACAUGACUUGGCUCUGGCAUAAAUCCAUGCAUUGAACCAAUUGUUCAGGGUGGGGGUGAUCUAUUGUCUCAUCCCCCCCCCCCCCACUUUAAUAGUAUAACAUCACAGAUUUAUGCCAAUGCUUACCAGGAUCCAGGAAAAAGGUUUAGAAAGAUGGCAGCUCAUUGAUGUGAUUGAUAGCUAUUCAUGUGACAGCUUUUCAUGGGGGCUGACUUGUGGUAUUGAGUUAAUGAUAAUCAAUGAUCUUGGUGCCCUAUGCAAUUAUGUCAACAUGGAACAAGAUCAUGAUCUGAUCACCUAUGGUUUAGAACAAGAAAUUUGGAUUGUUACCCUUCAUCUUUAUUGAUAACUUCAUGAUAGUCAUACUUCCGACAUUAUACUUUGUAUGUUAUCCUUCCAAGCCUGUAUUCUGAAGCCUGUUUUCACUAAGACACAUUACUUAGGAGGAGCCUGAAAUAUAUAAACUUUGAUUACAUUGUACACUUCUUUUUUAGUUCUUUCUCCAUGCUAAAUGAUAAAUAUAACUAUUUUAGUAAUUAUUUUCACACAAUUAUGAUUGAAUAGGAGUUGUGAAUAACCCAAGAAAUUAAGGGCUGGGUUUAGAUUUGGUAAAUUCCACAAAUGAUUUCAUCACUAUUCCAGUUCACGAGAAGAUAUGAAUAUGUCUGUCCUUAAUAUAACAGUUAUGAUAUUACUGAUAUGAAAUGAAAAUAUGUUUUGUAGGAUAAAUUUUGUGAAAUUUAAUGAAAUAUUUAUUUUGAUUGGAUGCCCGAUCCAGAUAAAAUAUCUGCAUGUUUUUUUGUUUGUUCUCUAUCUAUAUUUACCAAAGCAAGAAAUUGGCUGAGAGUCUUAGGAUGUAAUCUUUUGGGGGUUUUUGAUAUCUUAUCACUAAAAUUGUAAGAUUACAAAAAAAACUUUUUGAAAGAUAAAUAAAACAUGGCCAAGCAAGGGUGCUAGAUGUUUGACAUUUUCCCAGAAAAAUAGCUGAUGAAAAAGGAAUAUAACAUCUUUUACCACUGUUGUAAGAUUGGCAUAUCAGAUGAUACUAUUACAAGUCAAGUUGUUUACACUUUACUAAAGUUUUAGUUGGGCUUUAAACAUCUGCUGUUAUAGACCACAGUCAUUGGACCAGAGUUUACAUUAAACACAGGUUCUGAAUAUGGUUCACCUUUGUUUCACUUCCUUGUUUAAACUUCUUCCAAUCUUGUCAGACCAGUAAGAUAUAUGUCAUAUGAAAGAACUAGUAAAAUGUCUCAGUUUUAUGUUGUAUUACGAAUGUAUCACGGCAGUUAAAACCAAAUAAUGUCAUUUUUGUUUGUAUUUAUAUAUUUUGUAAUAAAGAUGUCUUCAUAUUAAGAAUGAAA
This is a messenger RNA of Lytechinus pictus (painted urchin), 6432 nucleotides long. Its product is annotated as germinal-center associated nuclear protein-like. NCBI's taxonomy places the organism in Eukaryota, Metazoa, Echinodermata, Echinoidea, Temnopleuroida, Toxopneustidae. Gene Ontology annotation, biological process: mRNA export from nucleus. The transcript has 23 exons. The record is from RefSeq and is a predicted model, not a curated record. Bases 461 to 4144 code for a protein of 1227 amino acids. Gene Ontology annotation, cellular component: cytoplasm; transcription export complex 2; nucleus.